AUGGCUUCGGGAAGGAGUGCGAACAAUGAGGCAGUUUCGCCUUUCAUCAAGCCUGACAGGAACCGGAGAAACUUUCUUAGAGCGAUGAGGAGCAGGGGAUCGACGCCAAGACCUACGAUCAAGAAGGAGGAUCCGGAUGCCAUGGAAGCUAAGGAGAAAAUGAUGUUGGAAGGUGGUGUUGAGGGGAGUGCAAAAGUGCGCGUCAAGAAUGAAGGUGAGGAAGAGUACAAUGAGUUUCCGUUGAGAGCGGUGGCGAAAGAAGACCUGGACUACAUGAGAACGCAUUUGUUGAAGUUCCAGAGUAAGAAAAAGAUUAACCCUAGUGAGGAUUUUCACUUGCCUAUUAGACUGCACAGAAAGGAUACGCGGAACCUGCAAUUUCAGUUGACGAGAGCAGAAAUUGUGCAAAGACAGAAGGAAAUUGCAGAUUUUAAGAACAAGCAGGACCAUGAUAAGGAUGUAGGGGUCAAGAGGGAGACCGAAAGUGAAACGCCCAAUGCAGCAACCCCUAUAGAGACAAAGGAAAAUACACCUGCUUCUGCGAUGUCUCCUACUCCCGCAUCUGGAACUUCUGUGCCUCCGAGAGCCUCCACUAACGGAGAUUCCGAAGUGAAGAGCGAGGUCAAGAAGGAGGAAGUACCAGCUGUGACGAAGCUGGAAGACGCGGGUCCAGCUGCUGAUCCAACAAAGGUUGGGUUGGUGAAGUACGAUGGGAAGGAGGAUUUAGCGGAAUUUGGUGAGGGAACGACCGAUCCCCUUGCUGAUGUGGCUCCUGACGGUGGUGGACGUGCCAAGAGAGGUAAUAUGAGAAGAAAGACUCGUCAGUUAAAAGUCCUUGACGAAAACGCCAAAAAACUAAGAUUUGAGGAAUUUUAUCCUUGGGUCAUGGAAGAUUACGAUGGUUACAACACCUGGGUUGGUUCGUACGAGGCAGGAAACUCUGAUUCAUACGUGUUACUAAGUGUGGAGGAUGACGGGAGCUUUACUAUGAUUCCAGCAGACAAGGUUUAUAAAUUUACUGCAAGAAACAAAUAUGCGACCCUAACGAUUGAUGAAGCUGAAAAGAGAAUGGACAAGAAGAGUGGAGAGGUACCCCGUUGGUUGAUGAAGCACUUGGACGAUAUAGGAACAACUACGACUAGAUACGAUCGGACGCGCAGAAAACUUAAGGCAGUCUCUGAUCAAAGAACAGCUGAUGAGGAACGUAGUGACAAUUCUGAAGUAGAGUUGGAUUAUGAUGAGGAAUUUGCCGAUGAUGAGGAAGCUCCUAUCAUCGAUGGUAAUGAACAAGAAAAUAAAGAAUCCGAGGACAGGAUAAAGAAAGAGAUGAUGCAAGCAAAUGCCAUGGGUUUGCGUGAUAAUCAACCUCCGUCCGGCGAUGAAGAAGAUUUAUUUAACGAGAAAAAGAUUGAUGAAGAAGGUGAAAGAAUCAAGAAAGCUCUUCAAAAGACUGAACUUGCAGCUUUAUAUUCAUCUGACGAUGAGAUGAACCCUUAUUUAUCGGAAUCGGAUGUUGAGAAUAACCAGUCUGAUCAAGUGAAGAAGGAAAAUGCAGAGGAAAGCCUGUCGAGAAAAUCUUCACCUAAGAAGGAUUCGAAUGGUACAAAUAAUGUCAAUAGGGAACCGCAGAUCAGGGUCAAGAGUAUAAAGGACAGCAUAAUCAUUUUGAAAGCCGACAAGAAACUAUUGAAAGGGUUCCCAGAGGGUGAAUGGAGUCCUAAGGUGGCCAAACGUAAGAGAGAAGAAAAUGAGACAGAUGACACUUCAAAUAAGAAAGUUAAAGUCGAAGAAGGUUCUGUGCCAUUGAUAACGGAACAAGGGAUACGAGAUGCUAUUGGGAACGGUGUUGUUAAUGUCAAAGAAUUCGGUAAAUCCAUCAGGAAAAUGUACCCCGGACUCGAGAACAAACAACUGAUGGUUGCCAUAGUUAAAAAGCUGUGCAGAGCAGUCGACAAGCAGCAUAUGGAGCUGAAGAAAUGA
This is a messenger RNA of Torulaspora delbrueckii, 1980 nucleotides long. It is a transcript of the gene TFG1, whose product is annotated as transcription factor IIF subunit TFG1. Bases 1 to 1980 code for a protein of 659 amino acids. Gene Ontology annotation, biological process: positive regulation of transcription elongation by RNA polymerase II; transcription initiation at RNA polymerase II promoter. The transcript has a single exon. Lineage: Eukaryota; Fungi; Ascomycota; Saccharomycetes; Saccharomycetales; Saccharomycetaceae. The record is from RefSeq and is a predicted model, not a curated record. Gene Ontology annotation, cellular component: nucleus; transcription factor TFIIF complex. Gene Ontology annotation, molecular function: TFIIF-class transcription factor complex binding; DNA binding; RNA polymerase II general transcription initiation factor activity.